AUGGAGGGGGGUAGCCCUGGGUGAGUUCAACAUGCUCGGUUCAUCUUGGUACCCUUCUCGUUAGGAGCCAUGGCUGCCAGUUCGUUCUCAUAUGCUUCCAUGGAUGGAUCCAAGGAUGAUGAUACGGGACCAUAUUUUGUUCGCAUGUUUAAUAUUCCUGUGAUUGAUGAGCCUCAUGUAGUCCCCUUCCUACUCUUCUGAUGCUUUUUCAGGAAGAUUUUCGUCGGGGGUCUUCCCAAGGACACGACCAACGGUGGGAAUUCUUCGCUCAUUUCUCCUCCUCGAUCUGAGGAUCGUCCUAGGUACCUGAUUUUACUAUUAUAUCUGCUGUUUUUUGGCUGAUUUCAGGGACCUUCUUGAAGCAUUUUGAGAAAUACGGGGAGAUCACCGAUUCCGUGGUGAUGAGGGAUAGGAAAACUGGGAAGCCGCGAGGGUUUGGAUUCAUCACCUACGCCGAUCCUUCGGUCGUCGACAGAGUCAUCGAGGACGAUCACAUCUUCAGUGGGAAGCAGGUCUUCCUUCGGAUUUCCUUCGCUUAGAUGGUGAUCCUUCCCCCCUUGACGGGUGAUGAAAUGUUCUUAGUUCCAUUCAUUGCCGGCUCUUUUCAGGUGGAAAUCAAGCGGACUAUUCCGAGGGAGGCGAUUCCCGGGGCAAGGGAUUUCAAGACGAGAAAGAUAUUUGUCGGCGGUAUUCCAACUUCUGUGACCGAAGGUGAAGUGCUUAUUGAAGGCUUUCUCCUCUUUUAAGCUGGUUGAUGCGUUGACCAGCUCUUCUAAUAAAUUCCUUCUUCGGGCAGAUGAAUUCAGAGAUUUCUUUGCCACAUUCGGGGAGAUUAAAGAACAUCAGAUAAUGCGUGAUCACUCCAACAAUCGUUCUCGAGGUUUCGGAUUCAUCACCUUCCAUUCAGAGCAAGCUGUGGAUGAUUUGCUAGCUCAGGGGAACAGGGUGGACUUUGCUGGAGCUCAGGUGAGUUAUGAUAAUAGGAAAGAAUCAACCAUUUACAAAGAUUUUAUAAUUAAAUCAUCCAAGCGACCCGAUAUUUUUUGAUCUUCAUGUUGCCAUGAUUCAUACGAUUUUCCGUUAUUAUCCCCACAUCUUUAGGUUCAUCAUUCCACCAAUGAUCAAAGAAUUAGAGCGAGAUUUGAUCUUCAUAUCACUUUAAAAUCUGUUAUCCUGCAGCCAGAGAGUAAUUUUCUUUCCUGUUUGCAGGUUGAGAUCAAGAAGGCUGAACCGAAAAAGCCCGCUGCUUCACCAUCACGCCCGCCAAAACAUUUUAGGAAUCUAACACCUACUUUUGGCGGCCGAUACGAUGAUCCCUAUGGUGAUUAUGAAAGCGAGGUCUUUCGUCCUGGCUAUGAACGGGUCGGUGGGCCUCUCCCCAGCAGGGCAGGGCUGUAUGAGAGAUAUGGUGGAAGUGAUCUUGGUGGUGGCUACAAGGGAUAUGGUCGCAGUGGCGGUGGUGGCGGCGGCAGCAGCAGCAGCAUGGGUCCUUAUCAGGGGGAGUCGGCGUUAGGGUUUUCCGGGUACUAUGGCAGAGGCUAUGAUCCUGGGAGUUACAGAGCAGGCGAGAGCUUCAGAGGCUAUGGUGUUGGCUCUGAUCCUGGCAUCUAUGGAGGAGGUGAGGGCUACAGAGGCUAUGGCGGGCCAGAUGUUGCUGGUUAUGAAGGGGGUGUUCAGUUUGGCUUGGGCUCUGGCUAUGGCAGCCUUGGUGGGUACGGUGCACCCAGCGGCGGCAGCUUCUAUGGAAAUAGAGGGGGAUAUGGCGGCGCCGCCGGUGGCCGCUACCAUCCAUAUGGAAGGUAG
Spirodela intermedia is the source of this 1803-nucleotide messenger RNA. NCBI's taxonomy places the organism in Eukaryota, Viridiplantae, Streptophyta, Magnoliopsida, Alismatales, Araceae. The record is from the annotation of a GenBank genome assembly.